Molecule: messenger RNA, 225 nt
Organism: Radiomyces spectabilis
Lineage: Eukaryota; Fungi; Mucoromycota; Mucoromycetes; Mucorales; Radiomycetaceae
Exons: 1
Source: RefSeq, a predicted model, not a curated record
AUUUUUAUAUAUAAGAUGGACACGGAUUACGUUGUUGACGAUAAUUGUGGUCCUGAGCCCAUGGAUGACAUUGUUGAUGAGAAUGAAUUUUUGCUGUUGAGACCCUUGCUACUCAUAGUGGAGUACAUGAAAACUAUGUCCCCAAGUGAAUGCUCCUUUACUUCUCCUAUGUUGAUAGAAAAGCCAAAAGAUGAAGGUACUCAUAUGAAGGAGGCAGAUGUAAAA